AUGUCCUCUUCUCCAACUUUCCAACCACAAAAGUAUCCCAGAACUCCGCAUCUUCCAUUCAGUCCUGAGCAUUCCGAUGAUGAUGUCAUUCUCUCGGAUCAACAUUGCACUCAAUUCAUUGCACCUACUGAAGUUGUCAUUACUGAAAAGAUGGAUGGAGGAAAUUGUCAAUUAUUUCAAGGAAAAAUCUAUGCUAGGACUACCUCUAAAGAAGCUUCUCAUCCAAGUUUUGGACCUAUCAAGCAAUUAUAUUCUCAAUUUAAAUAUUUAAUUCCAGAUCACUUGAUACUGUAUGGAGAAAAUUUGUAUGGAAUUCACUCCAUUGAAUAUACCAAUUUAAAGUCUUUCUUUUAUUUAUUUGCCAUUUUGGAUUUGAAUGAAAGUCGGUGGUAUGGAUGGGAUGAAAUGGUAAAUUUUGUUCAGGAAAAUGAUCUGACGAACUAUAUUCAAAUAGUACCAGUUCUUUUUAGAGGUACAUUUCGUUCCUUGUCAGAAAUCAAGCAAUGGAUGGAUGAGCAAAUUAAAAACAAGUCCAACAGCAUAGCCGGUGGAAGAGAAGGUCUUGAAGGUUUUGUUCUCAAAACCACACAACCAUUUUCAACUAAAGACUUUGAAAGAAAUGUUGCCAAGUAUGUGAGAAAAGGACACAUUCAAACUGAUGAAAAUUGGGGGAAAACAUGGCGCCAAGCCAAGCUCAAUAAAUGA
Naegleria fowleri is the source of this 705-nucleotide messenger RNA. RefSeq lists its product as uncharacterized. The transcript has 3 exons. NCBI's taxonomy places the organism in Eukaryota, Heterolobosea, Eutetramitea, Acrasida, Naegleriidae. The coding region runs from base 1 to 705 and encodes 234 amino acids. The record is from RefSeq and is a predicted model, not a curated record.